This is a messenger RNA of Fukomys damarensis (Damara mole-rat), 2029 nucleotides long. RefSeq names its product syncytin-1-like. The record is from RefSeq and is a predicted model, not a curated record. Lineage: Eukaryota; Metazoa; Chordata; Mammalia; Rodentia; Bathyergidae.
CCCUGGUCUUCAUCAAAACUUCAUAUGGAGGCUUUGGCAAUCCCAGCAAAGCUCUGCUUCAUCUUCAGCAACAACAAGGAAGUCCCUACCAAUGCCUUGGAGGCACUUUCUCGAGUUAUACUCGCCCCACUGGGAUAUAUCAGUCUCAGGAUUGUGGGGAUAAAAUGGCUUAUCUUCUAUAUCAGUCUGGAUCUAAAUGGAAAUGCAUCCCUAAACCUAAACCCCUCCCUCCAUCCCCAGAUGGCGGACUCCCCCCAUGUCCUUGCCACACUUUUAAAGAAUCCAUGCAUUCCUCCUGUUAUCAACAAUACCAAGAAUGCUCCCAAGGGGAUAAAAUAUAGUAUACUGCCACCCUCCUCAAAGAGCAGUCAGCUAGCCUUGGAGGCGAUUGAUUGGUCUAAUAACCCCCAAGUCCUUGGAUCAACCAAUAAGCUCAUGACCGCCGGAUGUUCUGGAGAGGUUGGACAAAAAGUUUAUUGGCGUCGCUCUCCCUCUGUUUACAUCACAGAUGGGGAUGGCCCCCAAGAUCAGGCCAAACGAAAAUAUGUUAAAGCUCGUAUUGAUCAAAUCAUUGAGGCACAAGUCCCUUCUCUUAGAUAUCAUCCUUUAGCCAAUCUUCAUUCCCGUACAAAGGAUGCAUUGGAUGGGGCCACCCUUGAUAUUUUGAUUCAGAUCCACCAGCUUCUAAAUAUCACCAACCCCUCAUUAGUUCAGGAUUGUUGGCUCUGCCUUAAACAGGGCCCAUUCGUUCCCUUGGCAAUCCCCCUGUCUAAUAUUAGUUUUGAUUUUGAUAUAGCUAAUUGCUCUAUUUUUUUCCCCUAUUCUAAUAGUUUUGGAAUCCCUCUUCCUUACAAUUUUAUCCCCCAAUGUAUUUAUAGUAUGCCCUUCAAUGAUAGUUUUGAUAUAGAUGUGGGAUUGAUUACCUUUGUCAAGUAUUGUUAUUGUCAAAAUAUUGUUGAUCGCACAGCCCUAUGUUCCGGAAACUCCUUUGUAUUUGUUUGUGGAAAUUCUUAUGCAUAUUCCUUUUUACCUCAAAACUGGACAGGUACAUGUUUAAGCGCUACUGUUUUACCUAAUAUUAAUAUUAUCUCAGGAGAUACCCCUGUCCCAAUUCCCACCUUUGAUUUUAUAGCUGGAAGACCCAAACGGGCUGUACAGCUCAUUCCCUUAAUGAUUGGUCUAGGAAUUUCUACGGCCAUUGGCACUGGGACCGCCGGCCUAGGUGUCUCCUUGCACAAAUAUGCCAAAUUGUCUCAAUAAUUGAUUGAUGGUGUUCAAACCUUGUCUGAUACUACGCAAUAUCUGCAAGAUCAAAUUGAUUCCCUUGCAGAGGUUGUCCUUCAAAAUAGAAGAGGUUUAGAUAUGCUCACUGCCGAACAAGGAGAAAUCUGUCUUGCCCUCCAAGAACAAUGCUGUUUUUAUGCAAAUAAGUCUGGCAUUGUUAGGGAUGAGAUCAAAACCUUACAGGAAGAUGUAGAAAAACGCAGAAGGGAAUUAUGCGAAAACCCCCUCUGGACUGGGCUCAAUGGGUUUCUACCUUAUCUCCUCCCUUUAUUGGGGCCCCUAUUAGGGCUCCUGAUAUUAUUAACCAUCGGGCCUCUAAUAGUUAAGAGGCUUACGGCCUUUAUUAAACAACAGAUAGAUACCAUGCAAGCCAAAGCCAUUCAAAUCCAUUACCAUCGUCUUGAUCUGGCCGAUCAGGAGGAAAAUUACUUGCAAAUCCGAAUGUCUAUGGAGACUAGAGGAUAAGCCUGACGUCUGAGAGGUUCAAAAAGAGAAUAUUGCCAAGUCCUUACAGUCACAGUUACUGGAGAGCCUUGGAAUGUCCCUGAACUUUUCUAGAGGCUUCUCCUCUCUUGCUACAGUUGACCCCAAUGACGGGUAAGACAGUCAAUGCCUGACUGAUCAACCUAAGACAGGGGCUUCUGUCAAGAUGUCAAGGCCAUCUUUUCCUCUAUCAACAACCUGCUUCUCUGACACCCCUCGCCUCCCCUCAUUGACUUGCAUGGUAUAUAUCCCUUCCUCAAUU